UCUUCUGACGUCACCGGAUACUGCCGCUGCUUUCCGGCAUGUCCACCGCUGCUCUCUCGGUAAAAUGGCAGAGGUCGGUCAGAGGCUGGGGAGUGGAGUAUACCGGCUGACCGCCCUCAGAAACAGCCAAAGUCGACCUGUGGUCACUGGAGAGAGUCCGGGAUGCCUGCUGGUGAACUACACAUUCAGUGACAGCUGGACUAAAGAGAGAUCAACCGAAGAAGGGUCAAAAAGAAGAGCAACCCAGAGCGAAUUGGAUAAAGUUUCCAGGGUGAGAACAAGUGAAUGUCAACAAGAAAAUGGGACUUUUCGCUUUGCCUCGUCUUUGGUGCAGGACUCUUCCUGUGUUCUCGGUUUCAUUCAAACCAGGAAGAGCCUGCAACCUCAUAAAACAGCUCUGCACCUCCCAACAAGACUCCAGCCUCUCCUCCAGGAGAAGUUGUUGUUUGGGAGGAUGGCAUCUUGGACCAGAGUAGCUGUUUCAAUCCACCCUGACAUUAUUAGAUCCCCUCAGCAGCUCCGAGCUUUCUGCAGUCUCAUAUUCAUUUUGGCUGAGAAGGGUUCAGUGAAGCCAGGUACUGGACUGAGGCUGAAGUGUCUGAAGCUACAUCCUGAUACCCUGCAAGCAUCUGCUGCAACCUGUAGGAGCUACAGCUGGGGAAGUGACAGCCGUUCCAAAGAUGCUCCUCCGCUGUACAGAAGCAAGACGGCCUAUUAUGACAUCCUCAAAGUUUCCCCGGGUGCCACACAGUCCCAGAUCAAGACGGCCUACUACAAGCAGUCCUUUAUCUACCACCCUGACAAGAACCCGGGGAGUGAUGAGGCAGAACAGCAGUUCACAGAGAUCAGCGAGGCAUACACAGUGCUGGGGAACAUCAGCCUGAGGAGAAAGUACGACCGAGGUAUCCUUAGCCAAUCAGAUGUUCUGAGUGCUGGGAGACCAUCCUCCAAAGAGACUUCAGGCAGAUCAACGGGGUCUCCACACCAACAGCAGCAGCAUCAACAGAGAGCCAGGCGGUACUCUCAAACUGGAGGGAAAACCAUGUUUGAUUUUGAUGCCUUUUACCAGGCUCACUAUGGGGAGCAGCUGCAGAGGGAGAGAGACAUGAGAGCCAGGAAGCAGCGCAUGGAGGAGCUGCAGAAGGAGGGUCGCAUCAAGUGGAGAAAAGCGAAAAUGACGGAGAUGACUGUGGCCAUGCUGCUGACCAUGGCAGGCCUUCUUUUUGUUAAUCUCACCAAGCCCUGAAAUAGACGCAGCAGUGACUGGACAUGUCCCUCAGGGGUUGCAUGUUACAACUCUCAGGGGGUGGAGGGGGGGUGCUACCUCAGAUAUUUUUGCAAGUGUUGCACAGUUUCUGAAAGUUGAAGAAGGAUUAUUUUUAGCCUGCUGCAGGACGAAACAAAACCUACACCGUUGAUUACUUUGUUAAAAGCAACAAAAACACUUGCUAUUCAUUAAACACCCCCUCACAGGCACAACAAAAAUCUAUCAAGUACUGUUAAUGAGACACCACGUUUCACAUUUGAAGGUUUAUUUACUUUUUUGAAUUGACUCAGAGUCCAAUAAUCACUGUGCAGUAAAAGUUUAUGCUGACCUGCAGGGAUGUUGUAAGCUCUGUGGGAACAAAGCCAUCAGCAGGUUGAGCUUUUGGACCUUUGUUCAGUAAGCUGUAAAGUCAAUCAUAAUUUAUUUUACUUUCUGUUUGCAGUGACGCUGGACGCCAAACAUCAUAUUCGGCAGCUUGUAUUCAUGCAUUAUGUUGAAGAAUGCACAACUUCUCUUCACUUCCCAAAGUGCUAUAACUUGUGUAGAAAACUACUUCAGUGUAAAAUUUCAGAAUGAUUUGUGAUGAGGACAUUAUCAUGUUUUCUCCAGGGGGUUCAUAUGUAUACAUAUAUGUACUGUACAUACAAGGAGCCUAGCUAUGUGAAAAUGCUUAUAUGCAAUGCAAUGAGCACUGUAACAUAACAAAUGAAUAAAACCAUUGCUGCUACAAUGUUCGCCGUGGCCUCUAGAGGGCAUCUGAA
This is a messenger RNA of Notolabrus celidotus (New Zealand spotty), 2028 nucleotides long. It is a transcript of the gene dnajc30b, whose product is annotated as DnaJ (Hsp40) homolog, subfamily C, member 30b. The transcript has a single exon. NCBI's taxonomy places the organism in Eukaryota, Metazoa, Chordata, Actinopteri, Labriformes, Labridae. The coding region runs from base 65 to 1246 and encodes 393 amino acids. The record is from RefSeq and is a predicted model, not a curated record.